This is a messenger RNA of Dibothriocephalus latus, 432 nucleotides long. Lineage: Eukaryota; Metazoa; Platyhelminthes; Cestoda; Diphyllobothriidea; Diphyllobothriidae. The record is from the annotation of a GenBank genome assembly.
AUGAGCUGGUACCCCCUGACUCCCAGUCCAAUCAUCUGCCACCUCACACGCAACACACACACUGUACUGAUGAUUUCUCGGAACCUGGCCAUCGAGACUAUCCAACUACUCCUACAAGUGAAAUACGAUGAAAGGGCGAAUCGUCUUGGGCACGCCCAAAUCCUCCGGCCCCUAAAGUUCUGCCUCAAGACGUACUUUACCUUCAACGGAACUAUCUACGAGUCGGUGAAGGGCACACCCAUGGGAUUGCCUAUUUCCGGACUCAUAGCAGAGGCGGUCCUGCAACGGUGGGCGACGCUGGAGUUCCGACACCAUAGACUGAAAUUCUGGGCUCGGGCUGGAGUCAGUUUGCAAUGGCCCCUAAAUAAUGUGAUCUCCAUGGCAUCCCCACUCAGCCGAGAUCAAAACCGCUUGGAACAGGCAUAUGAGUAG